Molecule: messenger RNA, 2470 nt
Organism: Austrofundulus limnaeus
Lineage: Eukaryota; Metazoa; Chordata; Actinopteri; Cyprinodontiformes; Rivulidae
Product: plasminogen activator inhibitor 1 RNA-binding protein
Exons: 9
Coding region: 111-1316 (401 amino acids)
Cellular component (GO): cytoplasm; nucleus
Molecular function (GO): mRNA 3'-UTR binding
Source: RefSeq, a predicted model, not a curated record
CCGUGCCGGAAGAGAAGCUUCUUUCCCAGCCAUCUUGUGGCUUCAUCUAGCGAAGUGUUCGCACCAAGCCUCGUAGAAUCGGAGGAAAAUCCUGCUGAAGGGGCGCCAUCAUGCCCGGACAAAUGCAAGAAGGUUUUGGCUGUGCCAUAACCAAUCGGUUCGACCAGUUAUUUGACGACGAGUCGGAUCCGUUUGAGCUCCUGAAGCAGGCUGAAGUGAAGAAGAAGAAGGAGCCUGCUGUCCCUGGUGCCGCCAAGACUGUAGCGCAGGCGGCCAAGCAGCCCAAAAAGGAGUCCCAGAAAGAGAGGAAGACACCCUUGGCUGAUAAGAAGGAGGAGAUCCAGGCUGCAGUUCCACUUAAAAAAGAGGGUGUAGGUGCUGGCAUGAGGAGAGUAGGCAGGAAGCCAGAGGGCGAAGGCUUCAGACCUCAGGGCGAUGGCUUCAGACCCCAGGGUGGGCCAGGAGGAGAGGGCCGGACCCCUGCAGACAGACGACCUGUGGACAGGCGGCCACCUCGGCGCUUUGAGAGACCUGCAGGUGACGCUGGAGAGAAACCUGAGGGCGGUGAAUUCUCYGUGGAAAAGCCCGUUGGUGAGAGGCCRAUGAGGGGUCGCGGCGGCGGCGCCAGGGGAACCCGUGGAGGCAGAGGACGCGGCAUGGGUCGUAGUGAUGGCUUUGAUUCCAGAGGAAAACGUGAAUUUGACAGACACAGUGGCAGUGACCGAUCUACUCUGAAAGGUGAGGACAAGCGUGGUGGAAGUGGAUCUCACAACUGGGGCACCGUCAAGGAUGAACUUAAUGAACUUGACCAAUCUAAYGUCACUGAGGAGAACCCUGAAGGAGAGGAGCAUCCACCUGCUGACUCUGAAAAUAAAGAGAAUGAGGUCGAGGAACCAAAGGAAGAAGGCCCAAAGGAGAUGACUCUGGAUGAAUGGAAAGCCAUGCAGGACAAAGAAAGGGCCAAGGUGGACUUCAACAUCCGAAAGGCCAACGAGGGAGCUGACUGGAACAAAGGAUUUGUGCUGCACAAGUCCAAGGCUGAAGACAAAAGAGGUGAUCUGACCGAUGAUGUUGAGGAGCCCAAGGGAGAAGAGGAUCAUCACUUCCGGAAGCCAGCCAAUGACAUCACUUCCCAGUUGGAGAUCAACUUUGGAGACCUGGGCCGUCCAGGCCGUGGACGUGGUGGACCACGAGGUGGUCGGGGAGGUCGUGGCCGUGGUGAUAUCCCCAGGCCGUCCCGUGGAGGAAGGAUUGAUCGGUCGUCUGCAUCUGUGCCCAACGUGGACGACCCCGAGGCCUUCCCAGCCCUGGCCUAAGCUCCAGCUGGGACCCCUCAGGCCUACAGGAGCCCUCCAAGCAUCUCCACUACGAGGCUUGCAUGUUCCUGGAUCCUUCAGCAAAGUCAAAUGAUGGAGAAGACUGUCAUAACUUUGACACUCAACGUGAGGACUGAGUUUUAUCCAAUAAAAACAAAACAGGAUUUAAAAAAAAAAAAGCAAAAAUUAACAAAAAAAAUCCCAAAAAGAAAAGGACUUCUUGCUACUCUGGAGCAGCUUGUUGGUAGAGGUUUUGUACUUUGAAACAAAGUAACAGGGAUGUUUUCAUACAGUAUUUUUUUCAGAGAUUAUGCACUGUCCAUUAAUAGUUUUGUAAUUGCUGCUUGAAAAUACGCAUUUUAAAAAUGUAAACAAAACAUUUUAUUUUAUUUCUUCUCUUGGCACGAGUGCUGUCGCUUCUUUCUAAUCAGCACUCUGGAGCUCGGUCAGAAACGCCUCAUGUGGCACAGCUUGGGCUGAAGUUACAGUUUCACCCAUUUAGUUUUAUGAUUUUUUUAUUUCAGCACUGAUGUGUUUUAUUUUUUUAUGCAGAAGCUCAACUGGACGAUCUUCAUCCUAAAAAUAUUCACAGACUGUUUCACACUGAUUGCUCAUUAGGAGAUGCUGUCUGUUUGCAUGAAUGCAUAAAAAGCGACCUACAUUUUUGUUUUCUGAACUAAAACGUUCGGUACAUUUGGUCAUUUAGGUUCAACACUGUUCAUGAUGCAAACAUUUGAUCCUGGGAUGUUGGUCAAAUGAAUCAGUUUAAAGCUAAAAGCAUCCACGUGUUCAGAUUGUUCUUGAUUUUAUUUCCUCACAUUUCAUACUCAGUAAGCAUUUGUAAGUCAGUCAGUGUCUUUCUUUCAGUUCAACUUCAGAGUGAAAAUGAGAGGUUGUGUGUUUUUGCACAGCUGAGAUGUAGCUGAAGCCCUCAGAGCCUCUCUGUUUACACACUCCAUCCUUCCACAGAUCUGAACUCUGCUUUCGGUUGUUUUAACGUGCUCUGUAGCCUCCAUGGUGGCACCACUGCAUAAUCGCUCUGAAAGAAAUCCAGUUGUCCGUUGUGUGGAUCAACUGAAGUGCUCUGCAACUGUGUGAAUCCCAGCCCUGCUAUUAGACCUCUGUCGAUAAAUAAAGGUGGUCAACAAAUUUGA